Messenger RNA from Pelmatolapia mariae (spotted tilapia), 1985 nucleotides. RefSeq names its product zinc finger protein OZF-like. Gene Ontology annotation, molecular function: DNA-binding transcription factor activity; RNA polymerase II cis-regulatory region sequence-specific DNA binding. The record is from RefSeq and is a predicted model, not a curated record. Gene Ontology annotation, cellular component: nucleus. Gene Ontology annotation, biological process: regulation of transcription by RNA polymerase II. Lineage: Eukaryota; Metazoa; Chordata; Actinopteri; Cichliformes; Cichlidae. Bases 317 to 1792 code for a protein of 491 amino acids. The transcript has 3 exons.
UUCAUAUGCAAUGUUCGUUUAACUGCAAACGUUUGUUCGCUAGUUUACUAGCGAAAUAUUUACGUUUUUGAAGCAAGAACGACAGUUUCCUGGAGAGCUGAACUGUUGGUAUGGAAGAAAUCUGCUCAGAGAUACGACACGAUCGUCCAGUAUGAAGUCGAUAUCAGCUGUCAGCGCAGACUAGUGGAUAUCAGCUGGAAAGCUGAAAUAAAAUUACACACGACAGGUGUGUAAAGCUCUGAUGGUCUCAGGGAAGUAGCACCGAAAUCAGAGGUCUGAUUUAGGACUGCGGUUAAUCAAGAUUUCCUACAACAACAUGAAGUGUAAAGAAGAGGAGGGUUUGGAUGACCAGCAGGUCUAUAAGCAGGAGAGGAACUCCAGCGUGGACCAGGAGGACCCGAAGAUUAAAGAGGAAGAGGAGGAACUCUGCAUCAAUCAGGAGGAAGAGCAUCUUGUACAGAAGCAGGACGCUGAAGGCAUUAUUGUCUGGACUGGGGAAGAGCGACGCAAACUACUGGAUACCAUCUGGAAACCUGAAAUUAAGUUACACAGAAUAGACCUCCCACAACAAAAUGGCUGUAAGGAAGAGAAGGGUCUGGACGAUCAAGAAAGGAACCAGGAGGACCCAGCGCUUCCACAGAUUAAAGAGGAACCAGAGGAUCUUAGCAGCAGUCAGGAGGUAGAUCGGAUUGUACUAAAGCAGGAGGCUGAUGCCUUUAUAGUGACUGCUACCUCUGAGGAAAGUGAACCAGAACCAAAUGGUGACCAACUCCUUUCUCAUAACUCUCCUGAUUCAGAGAGACGAGAUCAGGAAGAAGGCGAGGAUGUGGACUCAGGAUCAGCAAGAAAUGCAGAGCUGAAGAAAAGGAACCAUCACAGAAAUGGAAGUCACAGUACCAUAGUAGACAUCUCUUCAGUGUCAGAUAGUCACUGUAAAGCUAACACAAGUAAAAAGUCUGUAAAAUGUGGAACUUGUGGAAAAACCUUCCCGUUUAAAUCCAGACUGACUAAACAUCUGAGCGCGCACACAGGGGAGAAGCCUUAUUUGUGUAGCACCUGUGGAAAAGGAUUCAGUUACAAAUCACAUUUGCAAUGUCACCAAAGAAUUCACACAGGUGAGAAGCCUUAUUCUUGUAGAACCUGUGGAAAAAGUUUCAUUCAGAUGCACCAACUGAAAACUCACAUGAGGAUCCACACAGGUGAGAAGCCUUAUUCUUGUAGCACAUGUGGAAAAAACUUUAGUGUCUUGUCAGCCUUCAAAACCCACAUUAGAAUUCACACAGGUGAGAAGCCAUAUUCUUGCAUUACCUGUGGGAAAAGCUUCAGUCAUACGACAUCCUUUAAAACUCACAUGAAAAUUCACACAGGUGAGAAGCCACAUUCUUGCAUUACCUGUGGAAAAAGUUUCAGUCAUAUGAUGAACUUGAAAACCCACAUGAGAAUUCAUACAGGUGAGAAGCCACAUUCUUGCAUUACCUGUGGAAAAAGUUUCAGUCAUAUGAUGAACUUGAAAACCCACAUGAGAAUUCAUACAGGUGAGAAGCCACAUUCUUGUAGCACCUGUGGGAAAAGAUUUAGCGAUUCAUCAGGAUUCAAAAAACAUAAAAGGAUUCAUACAGGUGAGAAGCCCCACCCUUGUAACACCUGUGGAAAGAGAUUCAGUGACAUGACGAAUUUGAAAACUCACAUGAGAAUUCACACGUCUGAGAAGCCAUAUUCCUGUAGCAAUUGCGGGAAAGGUUUUGUUCAGAUGAUACAGUUGAAAAGGCACAUGAGAAUUCAUACUAGUUAAGUUUUAAAAUGUGGAAUGUACUUUAUUAUAGAAAAACAAGAAUGGAUAAAUAAUUUAUUGACACUUGUAUUCUAUAGCCAAGAUUACAUCACUCUAUCCAAAAGCUGACACAAGUGACACAAGUCAUUAUGGAUUUGAACAGUGUUGUCCAUUAUUUCCCAAUGUUUUAUGUUUGACACUGCUUACAUGAAAC